AUGUCUCCAUCCACACCAUCAGCACGAAAAAUCGCCCUACCAAAGACUUCCUUCCUCAAUCUCCCCGCCGAACUGCGAAAUGAAGUCUAUCGUCUUUCCUUGAUCGGCGACACACCUAUCCCCAUCCGCUUCAAGGCGCCAUGCGUACCACAGCCGAGCCUCUCGAUGGCGAACAAGCAGAUCCGCACAGAGUGCCUCUCGAUCUUCUACGGCGAGAAUGUCUUCUGGACUACCCAGGCGUUUACGGUGGACGCCUGGUUUAUGCACAUGGAUGGGAAGCAGCUGGCUCAGGUUCGCGAGGUUCGUUUGCAGCCAUGUGCGCAGCUGGAGCCUUCGGCACUGAUCAAAGCGAUUAUGGGUCGACACACAGGACGAGGGCUGAAGGAAGAUGUGAUGAAAAUGGAAGUCGGUGCUGAAUGGUUCUCCGUGAGAGAUGCACGCGAGAAGGCGCCGUCGUUGUUGGAGCAGGCGGGCAUUGCAGAGAUAUCCGACAUGCUUAUGGAGAUCAUCUGA
Messenger RNA from Lecanosticta acicola, 513 nucleotides. Lineage: Eukaryota; Fungi; Ascomycota; Dothideomycetes; Mycosphaerellales; Mycosphaerellaceae. The record is from the annotation of a GenBank genome assembly.